Dichotomopilus funicola is the source of this 1827-nucleotide messenger RNA. RefSeq lists its product as uncharacterized. The record is from RefSeq and is a predicted model, not a curated record. Gene Ontology annotation, molecular function: nucleic acid binding. The coding region runs from base 1 to 1827 and encodes 608 amino acids. The transcript has 5 exons. Lineage: Eukaryota; Fungi; Ascomycota; Sordariomycetes; Sordariales; Chaetomiaceae. Gene Ontology annotation, cellular component: nucleus.
AUGUCAGACGACGAGUUUCUGGACCGUCUCCAGGAGAUCACCGGCCAAGACGCCGAUGUCUGGACCGACUUCAACCCUUCCAAGUGGCGCACUCUGCCGCAGUUUGAUGGCGCCUCCGACCUUGAUUAUGACCUAGGCAAAGACGACUUCUAUGACGACGCCGACGAAGAAGACGACGGCAAUUACGGUUCCGAGUACGACGAAGCGCCGGGGUUGCUGAACAUACACAAACUAACGCGGACCGAAAGGAUCAUUUCUAAAAGGGCGGCUGCUGCCGCUGCUGGUGGUGGUGAUGGCGAUACUAGUGGCCUGUCUGGCAAGCUCAACAAGGCCCGCGAGUAUGCGGCUGGCGAGGUGGCUUUUCCCAAGGCCGUGGCCAAACUGGAGAACCACAUCUGGAAGGACACCGGACUGGAACUGGGCGAGCGCUCUGAUGAAAGCGAACGCUUUGUGCCCUGGAAGCUCAUCAUUCACUACCCGGAUUUAUUUGUGGGCAAGGCGAACGGUGUUCGGGCCGCCCCGCUGUUUACGCUCGAUGCCCUUCAUGAAAACAGGGUCUGGGAUCUUUACUACAUCCACGCUCCCCCGGAUAUGAAGCUCAAGCCGGUGAUUUUCGCGCCGACUCAUCAGUUCCAUCAUCUCCUGGACGUGGUCAACGCCAAGCUGGACACCCAGCUGACCAUCCCGGGCGGCAAGAAUGCAGAGAGGUUCGAGAUGGAAUUCGGCGCCGAUGGCGGCCCUGUUCCUCGCUUCUUAGGCCGUUCGGAGAGUGCCCAGACCUUCAACACCCUAUCCGAGGCCAUUCCGGAGGCGCACCCGGACGACGACGUGACUAAAAUUACUACCCAAUUCGGCGUCGACGAGUUUAGGUUCCUCCUCAAGCAGACCCGUGUCGAGGAAAAGAAGACCAAGAAGGCCGACAAGAACCGUGCGAAACGCCUUACGGCCCACCGGGACUGGGCCCGAUCCAUCAAGCGAGUCCAGAGGUACCUUGGUCUUCGUAGCCGCGAAGUGGAGGGCCAGGUUGAGCCCAUCGAUGUGGACUUGUUGAAGCACGUCGCUCACGAGCCCGAGGGCUCCGUUCUGUUUGUGGCCAUCGAUAUCGAGGCCUGGGAGAAGGACCACAACAUGAUCACCGAGGUUGGCAUCGCCAUUCUGGACACGCUCGUUGUCCGACCCAUUCCCCCUGGUGAAAAUGGCGUGAACUGGCUGCCGCUCGUCGAGGCCCGUCACAUCCGCGUCGAGGAGAACUCGUGGGCCCUGAACUCCCGCUAUGUUCACGGCUGUCCGGACCGCUUCAAUUUCGGGACCUCUGAGUUCGUCAAGCUCGAUGACAUCUCCCAGCUCAUCAAGAGCAUCAUCGACGAGGCCACGUUGGUCGACCCGGACACCGGCACCACCCAGCCGCGCCCGGUGGUACUCGUCUUCCACGAGGCGACGUCCGACCUAAAGUACCUUCAGUGCGUAUCGUACCAUGCCGGCGAUGCUGACAACGUCAUCGAUGUCGCCGACACCCGUGUGAUGUACCAGUCCUUGGUGCGCAAGAACGACGCGUCCAGUCUGGUGGCGGCACUCGACUACCUCGAACUCCCCCACAAGAACCUGCAUAACGCGGGCAACGAUGCCGUGUACACCCUGCAGGCUAUGGUUGGCCUUGCGGUCAAGAAGAUGGGUGUGCGAGCGGAGCGGAAGAAGGAGAGGGCUGAUGGUUAUAUCCCCUACUCCGAGUUCAAGGUGAAGGAGGGCUGGACCAGUGGCGAUGAAUCCGAUGGUGGUGUUCCGGCUGGUUUGCCUGCUGGCUGGAGCGCCGAGGGCAUCGACAACUAA